GGGACUUCGUGGAUCAGGGUUUGAAGUUCCACCAGGCAGGUUUGUUGAGACGGAACAAUCUUUGAUUGUGAGUUCUCUGGUGACGCUUUUAACUCAAUCAUGCUUUAACACAAUCUUUCUUAAAGUCAAUAAUUUUAAACUCAAUCAUUCUUAAACAUUCUUUAACUCAAUAAUUUUAAACUCAAUCAUUCUUUAAAUCAGUCACUAUCUCAAUGACUCUUAAACUCAAACGUUCACUCAAUCAUUCUCACUUGAAACGUUUCAGACUAGCCCACCAUGGAAGGCCCAACCAAGAAAGCGGUUGUGUUUCUUUUGAGCGCCUUGAUUGUCCUGGUCACGUGUAGGAUUACAGCCAGCGGUCAGCUCUUUGUCCUCCAGGAUGAACCCAGGAACUACUCAUCAGCCUCCACCAAGUGUAAACUCUUGGGAUAUGACGGCCUGGCUUUGGUGGAUUCAAACAUAUCGAUGAAUAACGCCCUUAGCUUGGUGAAAAACUUAGACAAGUGAGUGAUUUGGUCUGAUAUCGAUGAAUAACGCCCUUAGUUUGGUGAAAAACUUAGACAAGUGAGUGAUGUGGUCUGAUAUCGAUGAAUAACGCCCUUAGUUUGGUGAAAAACUUGGACAAGUGAGUGAUGUGGUCUGAUAUCGAUGAAUAACGCCCUUAGUUUGGUGAAAAACUUGGACAAGUGAGUGAUGUGGUCUGAUAUCGAUGAAUAAUGCCCUUAGUUUGGUGAAAAACUUAGACAAGUGAGUGAUGUGGUCUGAUAUCGAUGAAUAACGCCCUUAGCUUGGUGAAAAACUUAGACAAGUGAGUGAUGUGGUGUGCCUAUUCUCGAUAGAUCGGAUGACAUCAUAAAAUUGAUGUUGUGUGUUUAUACCAGCCAGAGCGUAAGAAAUAGACACAAGUAUAAUUUUGAACUUUGCCAUUGCCGUACACAAUAUUUAAAAAACAAUUUUCACAGCAUUUCUUUUUAAACUAACCCAUUUCAGGGCAAACUCUGUUGUCUGAGUUCAAAUUCUAGAGUUAAUAUUACAAAGUAAACUAGUUUGAGUUGUUUGUGGCUACCAGGACUGCACUAACAUGAACAGGAACCAAGGUUUUCCAGCAAUGCUUGAUAUGCUACGCCGUUAUUAGGCCAGUAGACGUAGACAUUGUAAUGUUGUAUUUCAUGUACAAACUACUAAGGUCUUGGUUGUCUUAUAUAGGAACAACCAGUACUGGAUUGGAAUGCACUAUUCUGACAGCAGAGGCAGACAUGUUUGGGAUUCAGGUAACACUGAUUGUCACAGUCCGUGAUGUUGUUCUGCUGUGUCAUAUUCUGACGUUUGUUAUAUUAUGUGAGUGCAUGAUUGUAUGUUGUCUGACGUUUGUCAUAUUAUGUGAGUGCAUGAUUGUAUGUUGUCUGACGUUUGUCAUAUUAUGUGAGUGCAUGAUUGUAUGUUGUCUGACGUUUGUCAUAUUAUGUGACGGCAUGAUUGUAUGUUGUCUUAACGGUACGUCCCCUUUAGACGCGAAUUUAUCUCAGCCACGCAUGACGUAUGACGCAUGACGUUUACGCAUGACAUAAGACGUAUGACGCAUGACGUAUGACGCAACACGCAUGACCUCGGCUGAGUGCUAGCUAAAAAUCCGGUGGUACAAAAGUUAGGUACAUUUUCCUGAGUGCCAGUGAAUCCUAGUUUUUGAGAUACUAGUGAAAUUAUAUUAUCCUAUUUAUGGAUACGGGAUUAUUAUAUUUUCGCAAGGAUUUCUCCUCCUAAAUUUUUUUUUAGAUAGGAUGUGUUGGCUUGUUGGACGAGUCUAUUCUAAUCUGAACAACAAUGAUUGUUUCUUAUGCAUUUGUCACUAUCAUGGAUAUAUAUAUAUAUAUAUAUAUAUAUAAUAGAAACGGUAGAAAAACAAUAAAUAAUAUGAUCACUCCAGUUCAUUAUAUAUUUUUUAAACAACUUUUUCUGUUAAUGAAAGGUGUGAAGUGUCAUUUUAUUUUCACGCAAUUAAAAUAAAAAAAAACAAAGAAUUCAAACCUCUGUAAUACACUAAAGCGCAACAAUUUAAGCACCACUGAUCUGGUCAAAUCAAAUAUAUAAUAUGUCUUAUUUCAGGGACGGCAGUAACCUGGGCGUUGUGGAACAGUGGUGAACCGGACAAUCUGCAAGAAGAUAAAUGUGUCCGAAUCCGGACAACACAGAACUUGGGAACAUGGACAUGCGCAGAGAAGUUUAUGGCGCUGUGCGGCUACUGUAAGAAAAUACACGAUCAGUUCGUUCAUUUUACCUUUACGAAUGUAACAAGGCUUGCACUAAAAAGUCGAAUGGUGCCUCAUUAAAAAAUUAAUCAAUAAAUGUUAUUAUAGUUAUUUACACAUUUCGCAUCCUUACAAAUAGUUUGACUAGUCCCCACACCCUGCAGAUAGUUUGACUAGUCCCCACACCCUUACAAAUAGUUUGACUAGUCCCCACACCCAUGGGCGCCCGCAGGAAAAUUUCUAGGUGGGGGGGGGGCUAAAAAAAUCGAUUAACUUUCCCUGUGGGGGGGCAGCAAUUUUUUGUAAUGUUUUAAUAUAGUUUUAAUUUACUGUAGCGUAUUUGUAUGGUGAACGAACGGACAGGACAUCAAUUAGUUACUUUAUUUUUAUUUUCUCUUUACUUUAAUUGGGGGGGCUAAAAAAAUCGAUUAACUUUCCCUGUGGGGGGGCAGCAAUUUUUUGUAAUGUUUUAAUAUAGUUUUAAUUUACUGUAGCGUAUUUGUAUGGUGAACGAACGGACAGGACAUCAGUUAGUUACUUUAUCUUUAUUUUCUCUUUACUUUAAUAAAAAAAAAAUCUAUUUUUGUCUAAAUUUUUUUAUCCAAUCAAUCCAGGGGGGGGGGCAAGUGCCCCCCUUGCCCUUACCUGCCGGCGCCCAUGCCAACACCCCUAAAAUAGUUUUACUAGUCCUCACAUCCCUACAAAGAGUUUAACUACUCCCCUCACCCUUAAAAUAGUUUGACUAAUCCUCAAACCUCUACAAAUAGUUUUACUGGUCCUCACAUCCCUAAAAAUAGUUUGACUAGUUCUCAAACACCUGGAAAUAGCUUGACUAGUCCUCAAACCACUAUAAAUAGUUUGACUAAUCCUCAAACCUCUUCAAAUAGUUUGACUAGUUCUCAAACCCCCCAAAAAAUGUGACUAGUCCUCAAACGCGUACAAAUAGUUGACUAGUCUUCACACACAUACAAAGUUUACCUAGUUCUCAAACCACAUUAAAUAGUUUGACUAGUCCACACACCACUACAAAUAGUUUGACUAGUCCUCACACCCCUACAAUAUUGGACUUGUCCUCACACCCCUACAAAUAGUUUGACUAGUCCUCACACCCCUACAAUAUUGGACUUGUCCUCACACCCCUGCAAAUAGUUUGACUCGUCCUUAAACCAAUACAAAUAAUUUGACUAGUUCUCAAACCCCCUAAAUUAGUUUGACUAAUCCUCUUAGCUCCUCAAAUAGUUUUACUAGUCCUCACACGUUUACAAAUAGUUUGACUAUUCUUCACACCCCAACAAAUAGUUUGACUAAUCCUCACACACUUACAAAUAAUUAGACUAUUCUUCACACCGCUACAAAUAGUUUAACUACUCCCCACACCCCUUAAAAUAGUUUGACUAGUCUUCACACCCUGCAGAUAGUUUGACUAGUCCUCACAACACUACAAAUAGUUUGACUAGUCCUCACACCCCUACAAUAUUGGACUUGUCCUCACACCCCUACAAAUAGUUUGACUAGUCCUCACACCCCUACAAUAUUGGACUUGUCCUCACACCCCUGCAAAUAGUUUGACUCGUCCUUAAACCAAUACAAAUAAUUUGACUAGUUCUCAAACCCCCUAAAUUAGUUUGACUAAUCCUCUUAGCUCCUCAAAUAGUUUUACUAGUCCUCACACGUUUACAAAUAGUUUGACUAUUCUUCACACCCCAACAAAUAGUUUGACUAAUCCUCACACACUUACAAAUAAUUAGACUAUUCUUCACACCGCUACAAAUAGUUUAACUACUCCCCACACCCCUUAAAAUAGUUUGACUAGUCUUCACACCCUGCAGAUAGUUUGACUAGUCCUCACAACACUACAAAUAGUUUGACUUGUCCUAACAACCCUGCAAAUACUUUGAAUAGUCCUCAAACAACUACAAAUAGUUUGACUAGUCCUAACUUCCAUACAAAUAAUUUGACUAGUCCUCAAACCCCUUCAAAUUGUUUGACUAGUCCUCACACCUCUACAAAUAAUUUGACUAGUCAUCACACCCCUACAAAUAAUUUGUCUAGUCCUCACACCCCUACAAAUAAUUUGACUAGUCCUCACACUCAUACAAAUAAUUUGACUCGUCCUCACAACCUUACAAAUAAUAUAACUCGUCCUCAAACCAAUACAAAUAAUUUAACUAGUUCUCAAACCCCAUAAAAUAGUUUGACUAAUCCUCACACCUCUACAAAUAGUUUUACUAGUCCUCACACGUUUACAAAUAGUUUGACUAGUCUUCACACCCAUACAAUUAUUUUGACUAGUCUCCACGCCCCUACAAGUAGUUUGACUAGUCCUCACACCCUUACAAAUACUUUGACUAGUUUUCACACUCUCUAUAAUAGUUUGACUAGUCUCAUACCACUACAAGUAGUUUGGCUUGUCUUCACAACCUUACAAAUAGUUUGACUAGUCCUCACACCCCUACAAAUAGUUUGACUACUCCUCACACCCCUACAAAUAAUUUAACUACUCCCCACACCCCUUAAAUAGUUUGACUAGUCUUAAAAACCCUGCAGAUAAUUUGACUAGUCCUCACACCCCUUCAAAUAGUUUGACUAGUCCUCACAUCCCUUCAAAUAUUUAGAUUAUUCCUCACACCCCUACAAAUAAUUUGACUAGUCCUCACAUCCCUACAAAUAUUUUGACUAGUUCUUACACCCCUUCAAAUAGUUUGACUAGUCCUAUUACCCCUAAAAAUAAUUUGACUAGUCCUCACAACCCUACAAAUAAUUUGACUAGUCCUCACACCCCUACAAAUAAUUUGUCUAGUCCUCACACACAUACAAAUAAUUCGACUAGUCCUCACACCCCUACAAAUAAUUUGACUAGUCCUCACACCCAUACAAAUAAUUCGGCUAGUCCUCACACCCCUACAAAUAAAUUGACUACUCCUCACACCCCUAAAAAUAAUUUGACUAGUCCUCACACCCCUACAAAUAAUUUGACUAGUCCUCACACCCCUACAAAUAAUUUUACUAGUCCUUACACCCAUACAAAUAAUGUGACUAGUCCUCACACCCAUACAAAUAAUUUGACUAGUCCUCACAUCCCUUCAAAUAGUUUGACUACUCCUCACACUCCUACUGAUAACGUUACUUUGAAGAUGGUGUCGGUGGGUCGUCGAGUUUGCACUCAUAAUACCCUCGGCACUCCCCCAAACGAGCCAGGGCCGAAGCCCCAGACCAUGCUGAAGCGCGCCACGAACUUCCCUCCUGGCCUGAUGGACGUCCGGUAGACCGAGGGCGCUACGUUUAAAGCGUCCGUAGUCCACUCUUCUAUGGGUCAGGACGGCUUUACUUCCUCUCCGGGGAAUUGGUGCUGCGUUACCACUCCCCACCGCCCAGGGCCCUGUCCGGUCGCGACGUAGCGGGGACGAAACUGUCGCCUAGGGGCGGCUUUCUCAGGGCCGCGUCUUUUUAAUCAUUGACAAGGGUUUGGGUGGCCACCCAUUGCCUCAUACCCAUCAACGGCAACAAGUAAUCAUGUUAGCGCUCAACUUCCGUUGCGUUGGAAGUCAUGCGUUUGACUGGGAUUUUUUAGCUUCAGAAGGAAACCCCCCCCCCUUCCCUACUAGUCGGUCAAGCCACGAAGAGGCAAAAUCCCUUGUAACAACACUCGAGCAAGUGGUGCUGAGCAAAGACCUUACAGAGCUUGGUCUUUGCCAGACCGCCUAACACCCCUAAAAAUAUUUUGACUAGUCCUCAAACCCAUACAAAUUGUUUGAUGAGCCCUCACACUCCUACAAAUAAUUUGACUAGUCCUCACACACUGACAAUUAUUUUGACUAGUCCUCACACUCCUACCCAUACAAUAUAACAGCAUAUUUAAUUUUCAGUUAAAAGGACUGAAUAGUUUUCUUUACUGAAAUACAAGAAGAAAUAAAAUAGUGAACUUUUGAAAUAAGUUUGUGAGUUCUUAUAUCAAGUACAAAUAUUCAGCAAUAUAUAUAAAUAUAUAUAUAUAUAUAUAUAUAUAUAUAUGACAGUUGGGAGCUUCAAGCAACUUGGAGUAAUUGUCUUGGAAGAAGGCUUAAGUCCGACUUGAUGUCCAGGAUGGCACAGACCACAACACUGCUAAAGAGGCUUAAGAAAAUAUGGAAUGACAAAAAUAUAGACCCCGGCACCAAAAUCAGGCAGAUGCACUCAUGUUCCUCUCCAUUGUCCUGUAUGCCUGAGAGGCCUGUAGAUUACUAGCAGAGCUUCAAAGAAAAUUAAAGGCGAUGGAGAGGAGAUGUUUCAGAAGCAUUCUUGUCAUCUGCUAAAAACCAUAUCUCUAACGAACAGGUGAAAGAAAGGAUUCGUCAGGCAAGUGGGCAAUAUAAUGACCACCUGGUGACUGUAAAAAAAAAAAAAAAAAAAAAAAAAAAAAAAAAAAAAAAGGAAAGGAAAAGAGAAAAAAGAAAAAAGGAAAAAAAAAAAAAAAAAAAAAAAAAAAAAAAAAAAAAAAACCACCUGGGAAAUGAAAAAAAAAAAAAAAAAAAAAAAAAAGCAAAAACUAGAAUGGUUAUGGCCACGUGACAAGAAAACAAGGGCUUGCCAAAGAAAUCAUCCAAAGAAAUAAUUAUAAAAAAGUUGAUUUAUUUAUAUAUCCAUAUGAGCGUCUAUAUUUAAACUAUAUCUAACACAUCGAUGAGGUCGGUUUCUGAUAGAUUUUAUAAUUAGUUUUUCGAUUUCAUGGGUAUAAUACUGUGAGAACUUAGGUAUACGUUCAAUUGUCACUGUCAUUGUCACUUUUAUUGUCACUUUCAUUAUUACUUUAAUUUUUACUUUCAUAGUAACUUUCAUUGUCACUGUCAUUGUCACUGUCAUUGUCACUUUUAUUGUCACUUUCAUUGCCCUCUCACAGAUAAUUAUACGACCACCCAAUUCAACAUUGUCAAAGGAAAGAUGCCCCGGGAUAAUUCAGUAGGCGCUCUAUGGUCUGGUCAGGUCCGCUCAGUGUUAGAGUGCGUCAUGUAUUGUAUUAAAGAUCCCACCUGCCAGUACAGCGGCUUUGACAGGCUACUCUCCAAGUGCACCACCUGGUCAGCGGGAUUCUCCGUCAAGAGCUCCACCGACGACUCGCCAAGCGCAGAUUUAUUGAUAAGGGAUGGUUAGUUUUGUAUCAUAGGAAUUGAUUUUGUAUCAUAGCAACUGAUUUUGUAUCAUAGCAACUGAUUUUGUAUCAUCGAAACUAAUUUUGUAUCAUAGCAACUGAUUUUGUAUCAUAGCAACUGAUUGUAUAUCCUAGCAACUGACUUUGUAUCAUAGCAAAAGAUUUCUAUCAUAGCAAAUGAUUUUGUAUCAUAACAACUAAGUUAUUUCAAAUGUAUGCCUUUUAAAUGCUUUUUAUUUAUUUUAAAUGCAAUGAGGCUAGGUUUUAAAUAUAUAUAUAUAUAUAUAUAUAUAUAUAUAUAUAUAUAUAUAUAUAUUAAUAUAUAUAUAUAUAUAUAUUAAAAAUUAUUGAUAUGUAUUAUAUAUUUGACCCACUUCCCGUCAUCCUAUCGAGAUGACACUUGGUUCAUAAAACGCUGCAGAUGUCAACAUAUUCUUUCAAAUUUUCACCCCCAAAACUCAUUUUUUUUCCUGCUUUUCAAGGAGAAAAUGAAGCAAAUAUGGUGCAGUGAUUUCAUAACAAUUGCAGUCAUUGCUAUUGCACAUAAUAAUGCAUAAUAAUGUUUUUAGAGGUUGUUUGAAAUAGGUUUAGAUCGGUUGGAUUCCCCAACUUAUUUAUAAAGUAAAUUAUAACCUAAUUGACAACCUAAUUUUAGAUAUUUUCUUUCUUUCUGUUCUCUAUUUACGUCAGGUCUCCUCUCAUUCCCAUUGGACUUCAUGUGACAUGCUGACAUUCGCAUUCCUUAAUCUGUAUAAAUUUGAAUUUAUUCCAUUGUAAUAAAAAUGAGAUAGUUUAUGAGAUAGUUUAUGAGAUAGUUUAUGAGAUAGUUGUUGAGAUAGUUGAUGAGAUAGUUAGUCGUUAAAAUGUUGUUAUUAAAUUAUUUGUUUGUUUAUUCUCAGUUUGUAUCCCCCCCCCCAAGUAAUGACGUAUAUAUACGCCCAUGGAGUUUUUGGUGACAUCACGAAAUUCCCUACCAUCAGAUACGGUCUCCUCAGUACUUAUUUUACUUAAUCAUCGAUCCUCUCGUACCAAACUUCUCCCACUAACCAUCGACCCUCACAUACCUAGCUUCUCCCACAAAACAUCAUCCCUCUCAUUCCAAACUUCUCCCAUUUACUUUCUACCCCACGCUCCCUAACCUGAAAAUGUUACAGCACGAUUUCAACUGAAACAAGUAAAAUUACUUCUGAAUUUUCGUUUAAAACUCUUGCCAUCGCUAACAUACCUUUCAGUGGUGUUGAGGCCAAUGUUAUUUGUAUUAUUCUCAAAACUUAAUGGAUAGAUCAUAACUGUCACAAAAUAUGCCUCCAUUUUAAUGCUCUAAAUUUCAUAGCUUAUUUGCUUCCUAUUGAGGAUCUAUAUUUAAAAUGAAACCUAUCACAUCAUGUUUUACGAAACCCAUGAUGGAUACCUGGCCCAUCAUAUAAUAUGGGGAAUGAUUUAAUAAGUAGCACCUUUAGUUUGUUAUUUUACUUUUUUUGUGUGGAGAAUAAGCAUCACUGACAUCCUGCCCCGGGGAAAAAUAUAUAUAUAUUAAAUCUCUGCAUACGCCACCGGUGGUAUGAAGUGACAAAUCUGACCCACUUUUUAAACAUCACGGCCGUGUACCUGUAAUGAGUUGAAUAUGAUUGUAAUAAAAAUAAUACUGCCACUGCCAUGGGAAAUAAUUUUUAAAAAUAGAAAUCUCCUGAUUAUUUUUGUUUGUUCAGGAAAGGCGUAUUCUUUACCUUAUUAUUGGUUUUGUUAUAACUGGACUAACGAUCGAUCCUCAUCAGUUCAAGGGGUGACAGCCGUAAUCAUUAUUUUGGAAUUAUGCCAUCAUGUCUGGAGAUGAAAUUAAAAGUUACAACACUGAUUUUUUUCCAGCAAAUAUUUUUCUGGUGUUUCUGCAACAGAUUCAUCUUACCAUCUUUGGAUCCAAUCCUACAUCUCCAAUAAUUCUUUGAACAAAAUUUAAUUUCAGAACUGAAGUUGUGAAAAAUUUGUGGACAUGUGAUUAUUGCAUUGCAAAUUUUUUUGAUCGCUCUAAAUAACUGUUGCAACAGCAGAGGGGUCAUUUAGCGACAGUAGAGAGGUCAUUCAGCGAUAGCAGAGAGGUCAUUUAUCGAUCUCAAAUUUAUCAAAACGUUUAGGAAGUCAACUACGAUGUACACGUAUUCGGUGCGGGGGUUUGAUUUUUUUCAAAUGGCAUUGAUAAAUUUGGGGGACAAGACAUGAUGAGUGUUUUUUAUAGUAUUUUAUGGAGUUUCUUUUGCCUCAAUAAAGUUCAUUUUUUGUCAAUAAAGUUAUUGUUUUUGUCCCAAUUAAUAAAUGUUCUUCUGUUUGAAUCAAACUUUCUUUUUUCCAAAUACACAAAAAGUUUUAAACAAUUAUUUUGAAACAUGUGGGGGCCCAAAUUUGACUGAAGGUGUGGUCCAGAAAUCCUGUGCACGGUACUGGGUAUAGAAAAAAUUGAAAACCCAUUUAAGUUUGCCAAUUUUUGAGUUUGUUUAAAACUAAUUUAUUAUAAAAGCACUUAUAUAAACUGAUUUUGGUAAAACUUCUUCCUAUGGGCGUCCUGAGGGGAACACUGUAUGUAUUGUAAUAACCCAAGAUCGCUUGCGUCACAACCUGUAAGCACCAUGUAAAAUGGUGCAGCUAGAUGUGUACUGCAGAAAAUAACUGCAGCUCCAUUUAGACACGAGAGAUCGUGCCUCUAGUCCAUUACGUUGGCCGAUCUGUAAUUACCGUGACACAUUCUGGUAUCGUCUCACUGACGACUUCGUCUGGUUUACAAAUACUCUGGAGCUACUCGGGGCGCAUCUUGCUCUCAGCACAACCCUUCCGCCAUGUCUGGUGGAGUUACUUGGAGCGCAUAUUGCUCUUAAGUUUACUGUUCCACAAUGUCCAGUCAGUUUAUUAAAAGCUUGAGGGCCAGUUGGCAGGUCAUUACAGUGUUUCUCACACUCGUUGUUUUGUGCCCGCUGAUAUUCCCGUACUCAGAGAGGUCUCAGGUAAAUAUAAUGUUUAAACUUCCCCAUUCUCACGUUAAACCUCAUAGGGUCUCUAGACUUUCUCGAACCCAAUGUUGGAUAAUGUCUUUAGUCUUUGUUGUAGAAAGAAAGUCUUACUAUUAUUUGUAACCAACCCAACACAGGUAGUACCUUUGUCCAACCUCUAAGAUUCGUUCAGAAAACGGUUCAUUUUGUUUCUUUCGGUUUAAAUUACUGUGCCAGAUUUCAGUUGAAACAAAAGGUCAAAUAAAACAUCCUUCCUUUUUGUUCAAUAUAUGUUCUUGUUUUUUACAUAGUUAGUUGCGCAAAACGUGAACAAACAAAACACAUUGAAAAUAACCGUUAGAUCAUUUUAAUCAAUCACAAAGUUGAGAGAGAAAGCUUGCCUUUAUGUCUACAAAGUUCUAUGCAUGGUGCGCUACUUCGACCAUCUACUCAUUCAAGGCCUUUAUGUCUACAAAGUUCUAUGCAUGGAGCGUUACUUUGACCAUCUACUCAUUCAAGGCCUUUAUGUCUACAAAGUUCUAUGCAUGGAGCGUUACUUUGACCAUCUACUCAUUCAAGGCCUUUAUGUCUACAAAGUUCUAUGCAUGGUGCGCUACUUUGACCAUCUACUCAUUCAAGGCCUUUAUGUCUACAAAGUUCUAUGCAUGGUGCGCUACUUCGACCAUCUACUCAUUCAAGGCCUUUAUGUCUACAAAGUUCUAUGCAUGGAGCGUUACUUUGACCAUCUACUCAUUCAAGGCCUUUAUGUCUACAAAGUUCUAUGCAUGGUGCGCUACUUUGACCAUCUACUCAUUCAAGGCCUUUAUGUCUACAAAGUUCUAUGCAUGGUGCGCUACUUUGACCAUCUACUCAUUCAAGGCCUUUAUGUCUACAAAGUUCUAUGCAUGGUGCGCUACUUUGACCAUCUACUCAUUCAAGGCCUUUAUGUCUACAAAGUUCUAUGCAUGGUGCGCUACUUUGACCAUCUACUCAUUCAAGGCCUUUAUGUCUACAAAGUUCUAUGCAUGGUGCGCUACUUUGACCAUCUACUCAUUCAAGGCCUUUAUGUCUACAAAGUUCUAUGCAUGGUGCGCUACUUUGACCAUCUACUCAUUCAAGGCCUUUAUGUCUACAAAGUUCUAUGCAUGGUGCGCUACUUUGACCAUCUACUCAUUCAAGGCCUUUAUGUCUACAAAGUUCUAUGCAUGGUGCGCUACUUUGACCAUCUACUCAUUCAAGGCCUUUAUGUCUACAAAGUUCUAUGCAUGGUGCGCUACUUUGACCAUCUACUCAUUCAAGGCCUUUAUGUCUACAAAGUUCUAUGCAUGGUGCGCUACUUUGACCAUCUACUCAUUCAAGGCCUUUAUGUCUACAAAGUUCUAUGCAUGGUGCGCUACUUUGACCAUCUACUCAUUCAAGGCCUUUAUGUCUACAAAGUUCUAUGCAUGGUGCGCUACUUUGACCAUCUACUCAUUCAAGGCCUUUAUGUCUACAAAGUUCUAUGCAUGGUGCGCUACUUUGACCAUCUACUCAUUCAAGGCCUUUAUGUCUACAAAGUUCUAUGCAUGGUGCGCUACUUUGACCAUCUACUCAUUCAAGGCCUUUAUGUCUACAAAGUUCUAUGCAUGGUGCGCUACUUUGACCAUCUACUCAUUCAAGGCCUUUAUGUCUACAAAGUUCUAUGCAUGGUGCGCUACUUUGACCAUCUACUCAUUCAAGGCCUUUAUGUCUACAAAGUUCUAUGCAUGGUGCGCUACUUUGACCAUCUACUCAUUCAAGGUUUUAUGUCUACAAAGUUCUAUGCAUGGUACGCUACUUUGACCAUCUACUCAUUCAAGGCCUUUAUGUCUACAAAGUUCUAUGCAUGGUGCGCUACUUUGACGAUCUACUCAUUCAAAGCCUUUAUGUCUACAAAGUUCUAUGCAUGGUGCGCUACUUUGACCAUCUACUCAUUCAAGGCCUUUAUGUCUACAAAGUUCUAUGCAUGGUGCGCUACUUUGACCAUCUACUCAUUCAAAGCCUUUAUGUCUACAAAGUUCUAUGCAUGGUGCGCUACUUUGACCAUCUACUCCUUCAAGGCCUUUAUGUCUACAAAGUUCUAUGCAUGGAGCGUUACUUUGACCAUCUACUUAUUCAAGGCCUUUAUGUCUACAAAGUUCUAUGCAUGGUGCGCUACUUUGACCAUCUACUCAUUCAAGGCCUUUAUGUCUACAAAGUUCUAUGCAUGGAGCGUUACUUUGACCAUCUACUUAUUCAAAGCCUUCAUAUCUACAAAGUUCUAUGCAUGGAGCGUUACUUUGACCAUCUACUCAUUCAAGGCCUUUAUGUGUACAAAGUUCUAUGCAUGGUGCGUUACUUUGACCAUCUACUUAUUCAAGGCCUUUAUAUCUACAAAGUUCUAUGCAUGGUGCGCUACUUUGACCAUCUACUCAUUCAAGGCCUUUAUGUCUACAAAGUUCUAUGCAUGGUGCGUUACUUUGACCAUCUACUCAGUCAAGGCCUUUAUGUCUACAAAGUUCUAUGCAUGGAGCGUUACUUUGACCAUCUACUUAUUCAAGGCCUUUAUAUCUACAAAGUUCUAUGCAUGGAGCGUUACUUUGACCAUCUACUUAUUCAAGGCCUUUAUGUCUACAAAGUUCUAUGCAUGGUGCGUUACUUUGACCAUCUACUCAUUCAAGGCCUUUAUGUCUACAAAGUUCUAUGCAUGGUGCGUUACUUUGACCAUCUACUCAUUCAAGGCCUUUAUGUCUACAAAGUUCUAUGCAUGGUGCGCUACUUUGACCAUCUACUCAUUCAAGGCCUUUAUGUCUACAAAGUUCUAUGCAUGGAGCGUUACUUUGACCAUCUACUUAUUCAAGGCCUUUAUGUCUACAAAGUUCUAUGCAUGGAGCGUUACUUUGACCAUCUACUUAUUCAAGUCCUUUAUAUCUACAAAGUUCUAUGCAUGGAGCGUUACUUUGACCAUCUACUUAUUCAAGGCCUUUAUGUCUACAAAGUUCUAUGCAUGGAGCGUUACUUUGACCAUCUACUCAUUCAAGGCCUUUAUGUCUACAAAGUUCUAUGCAUGGUGCGUUACUUUGACCAUCUACUUAUUCAAGGCCUUUAUAUCUACAAAUUUCUAUGCAUGGAGCGUUACUUUGACCAUCUACUUAUUCAAGGCCUUUAUAUCUACAAAGUUCUAUGCAUGGAGCGUUACUUUGACCAUCUACUUAUUCAAGGCCUUUAUGUCUACAAAGUUCUAUGCAUGGAGCGUUACUUCGACCAUCUACUUAUUCAAGUUUUUUUUUUUUUUUUAGUUUUUUUUUAAUUAUAUUUCGUCCGUAAUUUAUAUCUGCUCUCUCAUAUGAAUAAAAAUUAUCAAAAACCAAGCAAAUAUAAAAUGUUUAUAAAUAUUAUUCUUACUUCUGGAAUCUUGUUGAAAGAAUGCUGAAGAACACGAAGUAUGAACCAUUUGAAAGAAGUUUUAGACAAGAUGGUAAUUUAAAAAAAAAAAAGCAGCAAUUUGAUUAACUUAGAAUAUAUUUUAAAAUUUAGUUUGUACAAAUUUUGUUUGAUUAAUUUUGUGAAUAAUUUUGUGCUAAAUGUUCUGAUUGAUGUUGUGAUAAUUUUUGAUGAAAAAAUGGUGUUAAUAAUUUUGUGAAUAGUGUUUUAAUUAUUGUUGUGAUUAAUGUAACAACAAAUAUUGCGAUUAAUAUGGAAGGUUAUUUGUGGUUGACAGUUGAAAUCUUUAUUGGCCAGGAGUCCAAAUGUGUCU
Lymnaea stagnalis (great pond snail) is the source of this 14103-nucleotide messenger RNA. NCBI's taxonomy places the organism in Eukaryota, Metazoa, Mollusca, Gastropoda, Lymnaeidae. The record is from the annotation of a GenBank genome assembly.